Molecule: messenger RNA, 1180 nt
Organism: Halichondria panicea
Lineage: Eukaryota; Metazoa; Porifera; Demospongiae; Suberitida; Halichondriidae
Product: mitochondrial amidoxime reducing component 2-like
Exons: 3
Coding region: 154-1038 (294 amino acids)
Molecular function (GO): catalytic activity; molybdenum ion binding; pyridoxal phosphate binding
Source: RefSeq, a predicted model, not a curated record
CCACCUUGUACCCUGGCCGUGUAAACUGUAAACACACUCGAGCUCUAGUACAGUACAGUCACAGACACAGGCCGGCUGCACUCAAGACAAGUACUGUAUAUAGUGGACCCAGAGAGACGGUGAGCUGUGAGACUAGGUCCUUGACAGCCGGCCAUGACGACUGCUACUGUGACAGGGCUCAACAUCCAUCCCAUCAAGUCUUGUAGAUCUUUAUCAGUGGAUCGUAUCAGCCUGGACCAAUAUGGUGUAGCGGAUGAUAGACGGCUAAUGGUGGUGGACUCUAGUGGUCGCUUUGUCUCACAACGCAAGUUCCCCAUCCUAGCCACAGUAACUGCCUGCUAUGUAUCAGAGGGAGACGAUGGGAGAGUGUUGACAGUCAGUGCACCCUCUGCUAGCUCUGAGCUCAGACUAACACCAGUGAUGGUUGGACCUCGUGUACCGUGCACUGUCUGGGGCACUAAUGUACAGUUGGUGGAUCAAGGGGACGAGGCUGCAACAUGGUUCAGCAAUCUGAUUGGACUGAGUGGCUUAUACCGAUUGGUUGGUUGUGGCAAGUGUGACGGUGGCUAUGAUAGACGAGUGGAUAAUCUCCCCUCUAGUCUAAAGCAUCGGCUUCCUCCCAUGAGUGUGAGUCUGGCUGAUGCUGCUCCAGUCUCCAUAGUGUCCCAGGAAUCACUAGAGGACCUCAACACACGCAUGAGGUCACUAUACGACACGGAGGUACCUCUCAACAGGUUCAGGAUAAAUAUAGAGAUAGAGGGAGUUAAUGGAGCGUUUGAAGAGGACAAGUGGUUGCUAGUGAGAGUGGGGGAGGUGCCAUUCCUAGCAUACGCCAAUGCUGAGCGCUGCAAGAUGACGGGUAUCGACCAAUUGAGUGGCAGUGUGGAUAAAGUGGGACCACUAGAAGUGUUGAGGAGUUACAGAGCUCCUGGGGGUCCCGCCCACGCAAUGUUCGGCCAGUUCAUGGUACCCCUCCAAUCAGGGGGCACCGUUCACCUCGGGGAUAAGAUCACUGUACUAGAGAGAAAGAAACACUAACUCUAAUGAUGCUACUAGCCAUAUCAUUCCUAUCCUGUACACCAUUUGUACACUGCAAUAAGCAAUAACAUUAUUUUUAUUAUUAAAAACACAAUAAUGACAACAUUAAUAUUAAAUGUACACAAACAAUUAAUAAUACUUG